Molecule: messenger RNA, 729 nt
Organism: Pundamilia nyererei
Lineage: Eukaryota; Metazoa; Chordata; Actinopteri; Cichliformes; Cichlidae
Exons: 2
Biological process (GO): response to bacterium
Source: RefSeq, a predicted model, not a curated record
GAAGCACGAUGACACCUCCAACCUGUGCUUUGCAUUUCAUCUGUCUGUUCGUGGCAAAUAUGGCUCAUACAACGCUCUUGAAAAAUACAGCAUUGCAUUUUAAACCAGCCCAUGUUGGGGAAACUCUGACUUUUGAAUGCCAAUGUGAAGACAAAUCAGCAGUGAUGCUUUACUGGUAUAAGCAAACUUUAGGAAAUAGACCACAGCUGAUGUCUACAUACUACAAGCACAGUCGUAAUGGUACUUUUCAGGAUCCGUUCAACGAUCCCCGUUUUUCACUGCUUACUGGAAACUUACUGAAGAUAUCAGAUUUGAGAACUUCAGACUCAGCUACUUACUACUGCGUAAUGAGCAAUUUAUAUGACUUUAAAUUUUGUGAAGGCACAAUUAUCAGUGUAAAGGGUUCAGAUCAGAACAUCCGAGCUUUAGUCUACCAGUUGUCAUCUGAAACCCUACAGCCAGUGCACUCUAUGGUUCUGAACUGUACAGUACAACCUGGGACCUGUGAUGGAGAACACAGUGUUUACUGGUUCAGAAAGUCUGAAGCAAGUCUUCCAGGAAUCAUUUACACCAAUGGAAGCAGGAACGAUCCCUGUGAGAGGAAACCCAACACACAAAGUAGCACCUGUGUGUACAACUUGCCGAUGAAGAGCCUGAAUCUUUCUCAGCACUAUUGCGCUGUGGCCUCAUGUGGACACAUACUGUAUGGGAGUGGGACUGCAGUGAAGG